Ctenocephalides felis (cat flea) is the source of this 1521-nucleotide messenger RNA. Its product is annotated as potassium/sodium hyperpolarization-activated cyclic nucleotide-gated channel 1-like. The record is from RefSeq and is a predicted model, not a curated record. Lineage: Eukaryota; Metazoa; Arthropoda; Insecta; Siphonaptera; Pulicidae. The transcript has 10 exons. The coding region runs from base 1 to 1521 and encodes 506 amino acids.
AUGGUGAGAAGAAAGAGAUCUCGAUCAGAUUCAAUAGACAUAAAAACAAAUAAAUUUUCUUUCGAUUAUCAUGUUUGUGAUUUGAAAAAGAAAAGUAAAUCAGGAGACGAUGGUCUUCCUCCUUUGUCACCAAGUGCCAGUUUUGGACAGAAAUUUAGGAGGUUUAUCCAGAAAAAUGUCAUACUUAACACAAGACAUCCCGAAACAAAACUCCACUACAGGAGCCAAGCUGCCUUGACAAGAGAAAUAACCAGGCAUGUCAACUCCAAAUACUGGUACAUCAUCCAUCCAUUUAGUAGAUUCAGGUUGAUUUGGGAGAUGAUAAUCUUCGUAGUCCUCCUAAUGUCCCUAACUUUGGCGCCCUUCAUGCUCGCCUUUUACAAUCUGGAGUACCUCAGGGGAGCCUCAACAGUCGAUUUCAUGUAUGUAGUUUAUACCAUAAAUGAUUUCAUCCUGAUCCUGGACAUUGUCAUCAGCUUCAACACAGGAAUACAGCAUCAUGCCACCAAAUUCGUGUCUUUGGACGCCAAAGAAAUAGCCUCAGAUUACAGUCGAAGUCGAUUGACUUUGGAUUUGAUAACAUCUGCACCCUUUCAUAUUGUAUAUCUGCAACCCGAUGGUCAAGGUUUGUUGAAUUUGCUUGCAGAAUGCACGGAUGUACUGAUGAUUUUUAGGAUGCACCAGUUGCUUAAGAAUUUUGGAAACAUAGUACAGAUUAUGUUUCAAGAUAGUACAGUGACCAGGAUUGCAAAAUUGGUGGUACGUACUUUGCUGAGCAUCCAUUGGGCAGGAUGUUUAACCUACUAUAUACCCAAAUUUUUUGAAACAAUCGACAGACAAGGUAGCAAAGAUAGUUGGCUCAAUAAUUAUGAAAUUGAGACUGAUAAUAUUGCUGUAUCCACGUGGAGCAGAUAUGUGUUCUGUAUGUACCAUGGAGUGUCUUUGUUCACAGGAGGUUCUACAGCAUUUUCCUCAACUUCCAUGUACGACAAAUACAUGAGCUGCAUCAUCAUAAUUUGGGGAACAGCCCACCACAUGAACGUUUUUGUUAUCAUUCUCCAAAUAAUGAUCGGUAUAGACGCCUCCCAAGCCAAAUACGUGGAAGUGCUAAAUCAGCUCAAACAGUUCAUGAGAAACAAACAUCUAUCAGUUGUUGUUCAGAAGAAAAUAAUGGCAUAUUUCGAGUAUAGGUUCCAGAAAUAUUAUUUUCAUGAACAUGCCAUCAUGGCAACUUUGUCAGAAAAUCUGCACAAGGAAAUAAUUUUACACAGUUGCAGAGCUCUUGUUAGUAACGUGGAGCUGUUUCGAGGACUUCCUAAAGCUGUUAUAGGAAAUAUAAUUGGAUACCUAAAACAAGAAAUUUUCCUAACCCAUGACGUAAUCGUCAAAGCUGGUUCCAUUGGAACCAGCAUGUACUUUUUGUCCUGCGGGACAGUUGCUGUAAUUUCACCAUUGGGAAAAGAGUCUUCAUUUUCAUUUUCUAAUGUUUUCCAUAAUCAAAUAUCAACAAUUGUCAUUUAA